GUUUUAUGCAUGUUUUUCAGAUUCAAGAGACCUACUGAAAUUCAAAACGCUGUUAUCUCUUGUGCAAUAAAGGAAAGAUGUGAUUUGUUAGGAGCAGCGGAAACGGGUAGUGGAAAAACUUUUGCAUUCGCGAUACCUUUGAUAACUCGUUUGCUAGAAGAAGGAAUAAGCAAAAAGGUUGAUAAACCUUUGCUAGGUGGACUGAUUUUGGCUCCUACUCGUGAACUUGUUAUGCAGAUAAAACGACAAAUCGAUGCUUUAUUAAAAUUUACCAAAUUUAAAAUAAUUACUAUAGUGGGUGGUUUGUCACAACAAAAGCAGGAGCGCUUACUUAGCUAUUGUCCAGAAAUAAUCGUCGCUACGCCUGGACGAUUUUGGGCGUUUUUGCAAACUGCUCCGUCUGGUAAUCAUCUGGAAGAUUUUUCCGGCUUGAAAUGCUUUGUCAUUGAUGAGAUGGAUCGAAUGGUUGAAAAGGAAAUUAGCUUUUGCAUCGCAUUUCUUGUUUAUUAUAUAUAUCAUUCAGAUGAAAAAAUGCAGACAUUGGUAUUUUCUGCUACUCUUACGUUUGUUCAUCCUCCUCCUAAACGUCUUAUCUCUCAAUCCAAGCAUAUGACUACGGAUGAAAAAAUACAACAGUUAGCUGCUUUUGCUGCAUUGCGUAAAAAUUAUAAAACUAUUGAUUUAACACGUUCAUUUGGAACAGCAGAAAGACUAGUGGAAGCAAAAAUUAAUUGUGCAAAUCUCCUUGAAAAGGAUACUGCUGUAUUAUAUUUGUUAAAACGAUAUAUUGGCAGAACUCUCUUGUUUAUUAAUUCAAUUGAUGCUGCAAGAAGAUUACAUGGGAUCCUUAAAAAACCACUGAUGUUGCAUGCUAAAAUGAUCCAAAAGCAGCGAUUGAAAAAUCUUGAAAAAUUUGCAGAAAAUUCAGUUCUAUUGGCCACUGAUGUUGCUGCUCGAGGUUUAGAUGUGCAGAAUGUUGAACAUGUUAUACAUUAUCAAAUCCCAAAAACUGCUGAGCUUUAUAUCCAUCGGUCUGGGCGAACUGCUCGUGCUUCGCAUAGAGGACUCACCAUUCUUUUAGUGGAUUUAUUAGAUGUACAAUUUUACCGAAGGAUUUGUCAAAAUCUUAACCGAGAAAAAGAUUUAUCAAUAUUUCCAAUUGAUUCGCAAAAUUUAUACAGUGCUUUAAAGGAACGUGUUGGGGUUGCCACUGAUUUAGAAUCUGUUGAAUAUCGUAUAAAAAAGGUAUUCUGA
Molecule: messenger RNA, 1254 nt
Organism: Dracunculus medinensis (Guinea worm)
Lineage: Eukaryota; Metazoa; Nematoda; Chromadorea; Rhabditida; Dracunculidae
Source: the annotation of a GenBank genome assembly